Molecule: messenger RNA, 820 nt
Organism: Sinocyclocheilus rhinocerous
Lineage: Eukaryota; Metazoa; Chordata; Actinopteri; Cypriniformes; Cyprinidae
Product: 4-hydroxybenzoate polyprenyltransferase, mitochondrial-like
Exons: 6
Coding region: 1-723 (240 amino acids)
Biological process (GO): ubiquinone biosynthetic process
Cellular component (GO): mitochondrial inner membrane
Molecular function (GO): 4-hydroxybenzoate polyprenyltransferase activity
Source: RefSeq, a predicted model, not a curated record
AUGAUUGCUACAGCUAGACUGUUUAGCAAGGUGUCAAGGACAGCCACUCGGCCCAUUGCUUCGGGGGAGAUCACAUCGUUUCAGGCUCUGGUUUUCGUCGGAGGCCAGCUGAGUUUAGCGCUGGGGGUUCUGCUCUGCCUCAAUUACUACAGCAUAGCUCUUGGAGCCGCCUCUUUGUCGCUGCUGGUUACAUACCCUCUCAUGAAGAGAAUCACAUACUGGCCAGUUUGUUUUAGGUGUCUCACUUUUAAUUGGGGUGCUCUUCUGGGUUGGUCUGCUGUGAAGGGAUCAUGUGACUGGUCUGUGUGUUUACCUCUCUAUGUAUCUGGUGUUAUGUGGACAUUGAUUUAUGACACAAUCUAUGCCCAUCAGGACAAAGAUGAUGAUUUAAAAGUGGGCGUGAAAUCUACAGCUCUGAGGUUUCAGGAGAACACCAAAUUGUGGCCGAGUGGCUUCACUGGGGUGAUGCUGUCAGGGCUGGUUCUAGCAGGAGCUAAUGCUGACCAGACUUUGCCCUACUAUUGUGCAGUGUGUGCAGUGGCCAUUCAUCUAGCACAUCAGAUCUACGCUGUGGACAUCAACAGACCUGAGUACUGCUGGAAAAAAUUUGCUUCAAACCGAAACCUCGGACUGCUUUUAUUUUUAGGAAUAGUGACUGGAAACUUAUGGAAAAAGAGAAACGAUCAUCAGUAUGAAACGCAGCUAAACUCCAUUUCAAAUUAGAACGCAUGCCGAUUUUGUGACAUGGAAUACCACCAUUGAUUUAGGAAACGUAUGUAAACCAGUUAGUUUUAAAAUAUUUAUUAAAUGGCUACAAACA